AUGUUGACGAUGGAGACGGAUUUAAAGGGCGGCAGCCUGCACGCUACGGUGCCGCCGCACCACGCGCUUCAACACGGCUACGGCUCGUUGGGCGCGCUCGGUGGCAUGAUGUCGCUGCCGCAGCAACAACAGCUGGCGCAACACCAGCCGCUGCAGCAUCACCAACACCAACCCCUGCCUCAGCACCACACGCAGCCCCAACAACAGCACCAUCAACCUCCGAACAACAACAACAAUAAUACCAGCAAGAACUCCAAUGCGGAGAGGGUGAAACGUCCUAUGAACGCGUUUAUGGUGUGGUCGCGCGGGCAGCGAAGAAAGAUGGCAUCGGAUAAUCCUAAAAUGCAUAACUCAGAAAUAUCUAAACGUUUAGGUGCACAGUGGAAAGAUCUCUCAGAAUCUGAGAAGCGACCGUUCAUUGACGAAGCGAAGAGGCUUCGAGCCGUUCACAUGAAAGAACAUCCCGAUUAUAAAUAUAGACCGAGGAGGAAAACGAAGACACUAGCGAAAAAGCAAGAGAAGUAUCCUUUGGGUGGCGGAGCAUUACUAGGAGCGGGUGACGCUCAAAGAACGGCUGCCCCAACGGCGCAACAGCCGCGCGAUGUGUAUCAAAUGACUCCUAACGGUUACAUGCCUAACGGAUACAUGAUGCACGAUCCUAGCGCUUACCAGCAGCAGGCGUAUGGAUAUCCACGCUACGAUGUAUCGCAAAUGCAGCAGGGCGGUUACGGAGGUGGAUACUACGGCGGAGGGCAGGGAUCGCCAUACCUUCCACAGCCGCCGUCGCCCUCUGCGUACGGGCUGGGCCCAGGCUCGCCGGGCGGAUACGCUCUACCGGCUUCCUGCGCAUCGCAUUCCCCCAGCGGCUCCUCUGCCAAGUCAGAACCCGUAUCUCCCGGACCACCAGGCCUGAAGCGCGAGUAUGUGUCCCAUGAACCCCCUGCGCAAUUAAAACGUGAAUUCGGCGCGCACGGACACAUACCCGGACAGACGCACCCCCACGAGCAGCUGGCGAUGAAGCGUGAGUACGGGCAGCAGGACCUGAGCCACAUCAUCAAUAUGUACCACGUGCCCGACGAACAGCGGUACGCCGCCGCCGGAGAGCGCGCGAUGCCGCUCAUC
Messenger RNA from Brenthis ino (lesser marbled fritillary), 1122 nucleotides. The record is from the annotation of a GenBank genome assembly. Lineage: Eukaryota; Metazoa; Arthropoda; Insecta; Lepidoptera; Nymphalidae.